Messenger RNA from Acanthopagrus latus (yellowfin seabream), 4183 nucleotides. Its product is annotated as alpha-1A adrenergic receptor-like. The record is from RefSeq and is a predicted model, not a curated record. Gene Ontology annotation, cellular component: membrane. The coding region runs from base 2013 to 3551 and encodes 512 amino acids. The transcript is spliced from 2 exons. Gene Ontology annotation, biological process: positive regulation of cytosolic calcium ion concentration; adenylate cyclase-activating adrenergic receptor signaling pathway; cell-cell signaling. Gene Ontology annotation, molecular function: alpha1-adrenergic receptor activity. Lineage: Eukaryota; Metazoa; Chordata; Actinopteri; Spariformes; Sparidae.
UGGUCAGACUGUCACCUCUGUCCAGCUAAACCAAACAGGGACCAACCACAGAAGAUGAGCUCCACAGUGAGGGGAUCUUUAAGGGAAAGACGUAAUUGUCUUUUAAUCAUUUAUGUAUUUCAGAGUUGCAUUAACUCUUUAAAAGUACCAACUUCUUGGGAUCCUUAGAAUGAGGAUAUAAAUGAAUGCUUUUACUUUAUCUCUGCUCUUGUUUUUAUGAUUGAUUCGAGUUUCUAUGGAAACGGACGUUGUCAAGCCUUCUGAAUAUGCAAGAGGUGGAGGCUGUCAACAGCUGUGAAGAAGCUGUUAAUGUUACAUUUCAUGUUAAUGCAACUUUCACCAGGUACGUCAAUCAUCAGCAAGUUCAUCUCAGAGAAGAGGACAUUUAGCCUUUACAUAAUUUGACUAAGUGCUUAAGUAAGGGCUUGACGGGAUUGUGUUUCAAUGAAAGAAUGAAAAACGAAGGAAACAUUAAGAAAAAGAGAGUAAAGGGCAAGUUUUGGUUUGAUUAAAAAAAAAAAAAAAAAAAAACAUGACAACGUGAUGUACAAUGGCCAAAACAAUACAACAUUUCAGAAUGCACAAGAUUUCCAAAUUAAUAACAUUUCAGAAAACACAACAUCUCAGAACACGACAGCAUACAGUAUAUUCACAGAACACAGCAAAACAUUUAACAAAACACAACAUUUUCCAACCAUUUCAGAAAACAAACUGAAAUGUUGUUGUGUCUGGGCCACCAUAACGAUGCCUGAAAAAAAAAAAAAGAAAAAAGAAAAUAUCUUCUAAUCCAACAAAAUAUUGCUACAAGACAGCAAUGAAUAUUGAGAAUCAACGCUGAAAUUCUAACCAAAUCCCAGAGCUCGGGGCUCAAAAAGAGAACCUGAGGCUACAAACACAAUAAGUCAGUGCAGAUCAGGACCACAAAGACUGCGCAGAGUUUGGCACGACGCUGCGUGGUUGUAAAUCCAAACGACUCCUGGUGAGUGAAUAAAAACACAUUCACAAGACCUUUAAAGAGAAUUUGUUCAAUCACUGGAAAGGAUCUGAAAGGUCACUGUACUUCAUACUUAACUUUUAUUUCAUCCUCCAGUUCAUGUUAAAUCAGGAGUAGUCAGUAAGCUCUUAAACAGGAUGAACAUCGGUUCUAGGAAUGUGCAUGUUUUGUUUUUUGUUUUUUGUUUUUUUUAACUCAGCCCAGUAAAUCAGUCACUCCUCACUAACUCUUAUCCAAAAUAAGAAACUCCGACGUUUGACCAAAAUAGGAGAGAAGUACCUGUUAAAGCCGAGAGGAUUGUGCGUGACUUUAUCUGCUUCUCAACUUAAUGAAAAGUUACCUCAGCAGCUUAACCUUGUUAGUUAACUGCCUGGGCAUCUGAAAUAUGUUCAGGGACCUCACAUAGUAGAAGCAAAACCUACUUCCUCAAGCGUAACUGAGGUCACGACUUUUUGUAGUCGGGUCUGAAAUGAUCUUGUUUUCUGCUACAAAUCUCAGGUGGUUUGGCACCGAGGACUUCCACUCGUAAUUGUCCCGCUAAGCACCCUCCCACAAAACAAAUAACACACCGAAGAGGCGUCUCUCCCAAAACGCGCAAAUCUCCACUCCAUCCCGCAAUAGGUGCGCAAAAAUGAUCCAAAUGUAUGUUUCGCGUUCUGUGCGCAGUCACGGUGCGUCAUGCGCGCUUCGCGGUCUCGUGUUUAGGUAUGUCUGGUCAGUGCAUGGCAGAGCUGUGCGUGGCGCAGAGGAGGCAGGAGAAGACUGCUGCCCCCCUCACUCCUCCAGUGAGCCUCAGGAGAGCGCAGGGAGAAGGAGGGCUGCACGGGGGGACCGCGCGGCUGCACACUGAGCGUUGCUUUUCUUGUCCUCGGCGCUGGUUUGGAACCGAGAUUGCAAACACGCGGUUACACCAUGCAGACUCGCGCCGCCUAGACAGCCUAUUUCAUGUUCAAUGCUCUUUCGUGAGUUGCAGUUAUAAGUGAUCUGAAGCCUGCUAUGGAGGACUUCUUUAGUCAAAAUGAGUCUGAGCACUGACAAUGUCACAAACUUGUGGAAAAAUGGUUCCGCGGAACUCGGCGGGACUCUGGGCGCGUCCUCCCCGGUCAACUUCACCAACAGCUCCGGGGGGAACCACACGGAGCCCGGCGUGGUGGAUCUCACCCGAGCCAUCCCGCUCGGCUUGGUGCUCGGGGCUUUCAUCGUGUUCGCCAUCGCGGGCAACAUCCUCGUCAUCCUCUCGGUGGUGUGCAACAGGCACCUGCGCACCCCGACGAACUACUUCAUCAUCAACCUGGCCAUCGCCGACCUGCUGCUGAGCACCACGGUGCUGCCGGUGUCCGCCACCCUGGAGAUCCUCGACUACUGGGUGUUCGGCAGGAUCUUCUGUGACAUCUGGGCGGCGGUGGAUGUGCUGUGCUGCACCGCGUCCAUCAUGAGCCUGUGCGUAAUAUCCAUCGACCGCUACAUCGGAGUGAGCCACCCGCUGCAGUACCCGGGCAUCGUGACGGAGAAGCGCGCCCUGUGGGCCAUGCUCGGGGUGUGGGCGCUGUCGGUGGUCAUCUCCAUCGGACCUCUGUUCGGGUGGAAGCAGCCGCCGUCGCCGGACGACACGGUGUGCCCCAUCACCGAGGAGCCGUUUUACGCGCUCUUCUCCUCCCUCGGCUCCUUCUACAUCCCCCUGGUCGUUAUCCUGGCCAUGUACUGUCGGGUGUACAUAGUCGCCAAACGGACCACUAAGAACCUGGAGGCCGGCGUGAUGCGCGAGAGGAUGAACUCCAGCGAGCUGACCCUCAGGAUCCACAAGGGCUCGCAGGUGCAGGAGGAGCCCGGCAGCUCCGGCACCGGGAAGGGCCGCGCGUCCCAGGCGAGAAGUUCCCUCACGGUGAAACUUCUGAAAUUCUCCCGAGAGAAGAAAGCGGCAAAAACUUUGGGAGUUGUGGUCGGCAUGUUUACGCUCUGUUGGCUGCCCUUCUUUCUCGCCUUACCCAUAGGGUCUUUUAAUGUGAACCUGCGCCCACCAGAUGUCCUCUUCAAAGUGAUCUUCUGGCUGGGCUACUUCAACAGCUGCCUGAACCCCAUCAUCUACCCCUGCUACAACCGCGAGUUCAAGCUUGCCUUCAUCCGCAUCCUCAAAUGCCAGUGUCAUCAGCGUAAACGUCCCGGCUGGAGGGCGUACAACUACCGUUCCUCCAACAUCAGCUCCUCUGGAAAUUCGCGCAAAGGCUCAGCGGAUCACAACUCCAGCUGCUUGAACGGCAGCCAGCGUACCCUGCCCUCCUCAGCCAGUCCGAGCCCCAGCUACCUGAGCAAGGGACUCCCACCCUGCCCCGAAGGGGAAACAUUAUACAUCUGGGGGGCCACCACCCCGACUCCCUCCACACCCAACCUGCUGCCCGGCAGCCCUGCAGACUUCCAGCAGGGAGCCCUGAGAGGGGAGGUGAGAGGAGGGAAAGCAGGCGAGGAGAUGACUGGGGGUGUUUUCUCUUUCUCCUUUGGGAAGAAUCGAGACAAGGGAGGGCUCAACAGAGAUAGCACCGUGCCUGAUGAUAAGGUGUGACUCACUGAGACGUGACUCUUUCAUUCCUUGUGGAUUAGGAUUUAACAGAUUUCCUACGUUCACUGUACAAGAUCCCAUGAUCACCCAUCAGUCAGUGGAUUGUCAGUGUCAUUAGUGGUCAAUGUAAGCUGAAGAUAUUGAGUAUUGACUAUGCUGCUGUAUCAGAGAUAUUGUGUCUAUGUUUCUGUAGCUGUGGUUCACAUCGGCAUAGAAGGGUUCUUUCAAUGGACAGUAAGGAGUUCAAGACAAAAACCACUGUUCACUGCCUUCUUUGGGACUGGAACAUGAGUGCAUGCAAAGAAUAAUUUAAAGGAAAAGGAACCUCACCCGACACAAUCUUCCCUUCAAAAAAAUCUGCCUUGUAAAAAAAAAAAAAAAAAAAGACUGAACAUGACAAAGAACCUGACUCGUGUAAAAUGUGUGAUAAGACAAACAACCACCUUUCUGUUGCAGUCACUUGACAUCUUCAUAGUAUGUUGUGGAAUGUAAGUAUAACCUGGUUUAUCUGCUGUGCGCACAAUCAUCAGAUAUCAUCCUGUUUGUAUGUUUGAUGUUCGAAAAGUUCUGAAUAUCAGUAUUAGAAAAUGUGAUUGAUUGAUACAUGAAUAAACAUAGAACGUUGCUCAAAUGUG